This is a messenger RNA of Cavia porcellus (domestic guinea pig), 390 nucleotides long. It is a transcript of the gene Rplp2, whose product is annotated as ribosomal protein lateral stalk subunit P2. NCBI's taxonomy places the organism in Eukaryota, Metazoa, Chordata, Mammalia, Rodentia, Caviidae. The record is from RefSeq and is a predicted model, not a curated record. The transcript is spliced from 4 exons. Gene Ontology annotation, molecular function: structural constituent of ribosome. Bases 1 to 348 code for a protein of 115 amino acids. Gene Ontology annotation, cellular component: cytosolic large ribosomal subunit; ribosome. Gene Ontology annotation, biological process: cytoplasmic translational elongation.
AUGCGCUACGUGGCCUCUUACUUGCUGGCCGUCCUCGGAGGCAACUCCUCCCCCAGCGCCAAGGACAUCAAGAAGAUCCUGGACAGCGUGGGCAUCGAGGCAGAAGAUGACCGGCUUAAUAAGGUCAUUGGUGAGCUGAAUGGGAAAAACAUUGAAGACGUAAUCGCCCAGGGGAUUGGCAAGCUUGCCAGUGUGCCGGCUGGAGGGGCUGUGGCUGUCUCUGCUGCCCCUGGUUCUGCAGCUCCUGCUGCUGGUUCUGCCCCAGCCGCAGCAGAGGAGAAGAAAGAAGAGAAGAAGGAGGAGUCUGAGGAGUCUGAUGAUGACAUGGGAUUUGGCCUGUUUGAUUAAAUUCCUUUCCCUCUGCAAAUAAAGCCUUUUUAUGUAUCAUAA